Cyprinus carpio (common carp) is the source of this 3428-nucleotide messenger RNA. Its product is annotated as gamma-enolase. Gene Ontology annotation, molecular function: phosphopyruvate hydratase activity; magnesium ion binding. Gene Ontology annotation, cellular component: phosphopyruvate hydratase complex. The record is from RefSeq and is a predicted model, not a curated record. Gene Ontology annotation, biological process: glycolytic process. Lineage: Eukaryota; Metazoa; Chordata; Actinopteri; Cypriniformes; Cyprinidae.
CACCCUGUGUUUGUUGUCUCCCUCCUCUUCCCGGGUCCCUUAUUAAUCAGUCGCCUUGACCUACUCAUCCUCCUCUUUCUCUCCUCCUCUCCUCUCUAAUUCUCAGCAUCUUCCUCUGACUCAUCUUUUCAUCCUCUCCCCCUUCUGUUUCUCCUCUCCUCUCGCUCUCAUUCUGGUGUGCACCCCACCCUCGCUCUGUUUUGCCUCUCUCUUCCGCAGCUCGACACUUUCAGGCUUCCCUAAAGCGAGGCUGCGCGCACUGACGGCAGGCUACGUGUGCUAUCAGUGUGUGUCCAAUCCGUUCUCAUUGGAAGAUCGUUUAUUUUUCUGAAUUGAAUCUUCACUCACUUCAGGAUGUCCAUUGUGAGCAUCGUUGCCAGGGAAAUCCUGGACUCUCGGGGAAACCCUACAGUGGAGGUGGACUUGAGAACUGAUAAAGGUCUGUUCAGGGCUGCGGUGCCCAGCGGAGCUUCGACAGGCAUCUAUGAGGCUCUAGAACUCAGAGAUGGAGACAAGAGCCGUUACAAGGGCAAAGGCGUACUGAAGGCUGUUGGUCACAUUAAUGACACUCUUGGACCAGCCCUCAUCGCAUCUGAGAUCAGUGUGGUGGAACAAGAGAAACUGGACAACAUGAUGAUCGAAAUGGAUGGCACAGAGAACAAAUCUCAGUUUGGAGCUAAUGCCAUCCUGGGAGUGUCUCUGGCCAUCUGCAAGGCCGGUGCGGCAGAAAAAAGCGUCCCCCUGUAUCGUCAUAUUGCUGAUCUGGCAGGAAACACAGAACUAGUGCUGCCAGUUCCUGCCUUUAAUGUCAUCAACGGAGGCUCUCAUGCUGGAAACAAGCUCGCCAUGCAGGAAUUCAUGGUGCUUCCUGUGGGGGCGGAGUCAUUCCGUGACGCCCUGCGUGUCGGAGCCGAGCUCUACCAGACGCUCAAGGGUGUCAUCAAGGAGAAGUACGGCCAAGACGCCACCAACGUCGGCGACGAGGGAGGAUUCGCUCCAAACAUCCUGGAGAACAGUGAAGCACUUGAGUUGAUAAAGACGGCCAUAGACAAGGCCGGCUUCACAGAUAAAGUUGUGAUCGGGAUGGAUGUAGCCGCCUCUGAGUUCUACCGUGAUGGAAAGUACGACCUCGACUUCAAGUCUCCUCCGAACCCAGACAGACACAUCACCAGCGAUGAGCUGUUAGAGAUCUACCAGACGUUUGUCAACGAUUAUCCAGUGGUGUCCAUUGAGGAUCCGUUUGAUCAGGACGACUGGGCCGCUUGGACUAACAUGACGGGCUCCAUGGGGAUCCAGAUCGUGGGCGAUGACCUGACCGUGACAAACCCCAAGAGGAUAGAGAAGGCUGCGGAAGACCGCGCAUGCAACUGUCUGCUCCUGAAGGUCAACCAGAUCGGCACCGUCACAGAGGCCAUCCAGGCAUGUAAGCUCGCUCAGGCCAACGGAUGGGGCGUGAUGGUCAGCCAUCGCUCAGGAGAGACAGAAGACACCUUCAUCGCCGAUCUAGUGGUGGGACUCUGCACUGGACAGAUAAAGACAGGAGCUCCAUGUAGAUCUGAGCGUCUCGCAAAAUACAACCAACUUAUGAGGAUUGAAGAAGAACUGGGCGAUCAGGCUCGAUUCGCCGGGCAUAAUUUCAGAAACCCUAGCGCUCUGUGAUACUGACAUAACCACACCGAAAUCACACAAAAAACUACUGACAAAGAGUAUGUACUGCACUGAACCGACUGACUGCCCUUGACGUCCCCUCAAAUCAUUCAAAAUGCAUUUAAACAGCACUAUUUGCACUGAUAUUCAAAAAAUGACUUGCUCAGACACUCAAAGUAUAUAUUUAAACUGAACUGGACUGUGGACAGGCUUUGAUAGACCAAAUAUUAUGCACAGUGGAUCCUGGACCGACCAACAUUAUGCACAAGUGAUACUGAAUUACUUGGUGGACAAAACAUGUGCACAGGGUGGACAUGCAUGCGUAUGAUACAGAAAAUGGACCUUGAAUUUAACAAGGCAAAGGUUUUAACUCAGAUGGAAUAAAAGUAGAGAUUUAUUUUAAUCAGGUGUAAUCUUUAAAAUUAAGCUUCAGUUUAGAUGUGAAAUUUAUGUACAUAAAAAAAAAAAAAAAAACAGUCUAGGUUGACUUGCCACGCUAAAGAAAACAAAUGUAAUUUUUAUGGUUCAUUGCAUGAGAACUAAGCAAAAAUCUGUAGAUUUUGGAAAAAGGAGAGUAGAAAAAUCAAAUAGUUACCUGACUAUUUAUGCAGCAGUGGGAUUUUCAGUGAGAAGAUCACACUGCUGGGAUGAGUGACACUGACAGGGUCCAGAGUUUACUCUAAAAGACCAGGGCAUUAGAUGCUUUUUAUCAAACAAUACUCUCUUUCUCAGAUGCUGUUUUUUGUGUCCAUCUCUGACCCAAAAGCAUGCUGAGAAAAAAAGAGUCUUUUAAAACAAACGGUUAUUCAUUCAAAUCAACAUAAAAUAAAAUAGGGUGUUUUAACCUCUGAUACAAAAAGAAAAAGAAAAGUGUUUUACUCAUUUUAGUAUAUGAAGCAUUUAAAAUAAUAUGUUUAGAAUAUAUUUAUUUCCACAAAGUUUCUGUAUAUCUUCGUCAUUUAUUUGGAAGGUCUAAAAUAUAACUUAUGGCUCCCUACAUAGAGCAACACAGCAAAAAAUGAAUAAAUAAAGAGAAUGAAAUCUUAAGGAUCGAACAUAAAGUUCACAUAUCACUUCUAAUAAUAAUAAUUGUUAUAUUCAAGAACCUCCUAAUCUUCAUUUGCCUGAUUUUCUCAUGCAGUGACUCUUAAAAUGCACUUUCACAUUUUCUUUAACCCUGGAUCUUCAUCCUAAAGGGGAAGUGGACGCUUUUUGCAUUGAAUAAAACAGUCUGUAAGUGAGCCAUCUGUUGGCACAUUUCUGGCUCAACCAAUGGCGUGUGUUUGGGGCGGGGCUACCAUCGUCCAAAUAUAUAAGAGACAGCUAUAGGAAUGACACACUCCACUUCUGCUUUAAGAUGAAUGAUCAAAAUCAAUCAGUGAAAGAAAGAGACAUAACAAUCACGAUGACAGAUCUGAUUCAAGAACUGGACCGACAGACACAGCUCACAUGAAUAGAGACCAAACACACUCACUCACUCACAUUUGUGUAGCAAAGUCUCACCCUCAAUGCACACGAUUCCUUAUUCUCUCCCCCAUGGACUUGCAGUCUGUGUUGCUUCCUUUCUGUCCCCCUUUCCCUCCUCGUGGUUAUGACUUGGCUUGUUCCCCCAUACCUGAAAUCUUUUUCCUCCCUGAUGACUUAUCUUUUCAUCAUUUUGUGAGAUUAUUGUGGUGAAAGAAGGAAAAGAAAGCAAGAUGGAGAGAAAAUGAAAAAAAGAACUGACAAGCCUGUCAGUGAAUAAUGUUAUGGAAUAUUAAAGCUGUCAUUGCUUUCGUCAA